Myxocyprinus asiaticus (Chinese sucker) is the source of this 3511-nucleotide messenger RNA. RefSeq names its product zygotic DNA replication licensing factor mcm3-like. The transcript has 17 exons. Gene Ontology annotation, biological process: DNA replication; mitotic DNA replication initiation; double-strand break repair via break-induced replication. NCBI's taxonomy places the organism in Eukaryota, Metazoa, Chordata, Actinopteri, Cypriniformes, Catostomidae. Gene Ontology annotation, cellular component: MCM complex; nucleus. Gene Ontology annotation, molecular function: single-stranded DNA binding; single-stranded DNA helicase activity; ATP binding. Bases 92 to 2536 code for a protein of 814 amino acids. The record is from RefSeq and is a predicted model, not a curated record.
GGCGCGAAAAAGUCACACAUCAGUUGUGCUGCCGACACGAGUUGUUUUGCACUGAAUAUUUCUUAACAUUUUUGAAAGCUUUAUACAGAAAAUGGCUGCUGAAGUUGCGGACGACCAAGAAAUGAGGGAGGCCCAGAGGGAAUAUCUGGAUUUUCUUGACGAUGAUCAAGACCAGGGCAUCUAUCAGAGCAAAGUGCGACAGAUGAUAAGCGACAACAAAUCCAGGCUCAGCGUUAACAUCAACGACCUGCGUCGCCGCAACGAAACGCGAGCAGCCAAGUUGCUGAAUAAUGCUUUUGAGGAGCUCUUGGCAUUCCAGCGUGCCCUGAAAGACCUGGUGGCUUCAGUAGAUGCCACUUAUGCCAAGCAGCAUGAGGAGUUCUUCAUUGGCCUUGAGGGCAGCUUCGGCAGCAAGCAUGUCUCCCCCCGAACCCUGACCUCUCGGCUGCUUGGCAGCAUGGUGUGUUUGGAGGGCAUCACCACUAAAUGCUCUUUGGUGCGUCCCAAGGUAGUGCGCAGUGUGCAUUACUGUCCAGCCACUAAGAAGACCAUGGAGCGCAAAUACACAGACCUGACCUCUCUGGAUGCCUUCCCUUCAAGUGCCAUCUAUCCCACCAAGGAUGAGGAGAACAAUCCUCUGGAGACUGAGUUCGGUCUGUCCAUCUAUAAGGACCACCAGACCAUUACAGUGCAGGAGAUGCCAGAGAAAGCCCCAGCUGGUCAGCUGCCCCGCUCUGUGGACAUUAUCCUGGACAAUGACCUGGUGGACGCUGUGAAGCCAGGGGAUCGGGUUCAGGUGAUUGGCACCUACCGCUGCCUGCCCGGCAAGAAAGGCGGGUUCACCUCUGGCACCUUCAGGACCAUCAUGAUCGCUUGCCAUGUCAAGCAGAUGAGCAAAGAAGUUUCUCCCUUUUUCUCUGCAGAUGAUGUGGCCAAAAUCAAGAGCUUUUGUAGAUCUCGCUCUAAGAAUUUGUUUGAUCAGUUGGCUCGCUCAAUGGCUCCCAGUAUUCAUGGUCACGAGUACAUAAAGAAGGCGAUCCUGUGUAUGCUUCUAGGAGGGGUGGAGAAGGUUUUAGAGAAUGGCUCACGUAUUAGAGGAGACAUCAAUGUGCUUCUCAUAGGUGACCCCUCAGUUGCCAAAUCCCAGUUGCUCCGCUACGUUCUGCACACUGCUCCUCGUGCUAUUCCAACCACAGGCCGAGGCUCUUCGGGUGUGGGUCUGACUGCAGCUGUCACUACUGACCAAGAGACAGGUGAGCGUCGUCUGGAGGCUGGUGCCAUGGUUUUGGGGGACAGAGGAGUUGUCUGCAUUGAUGAGUUUGAUAAAAUGUCAGACAUGGACCGUACUGCUAUCCAUGAGGUCAUGGAACAGGGCCGCGUCACCAUCGCCAAGGCCGGUAUCCACGCUCGGCUGAAUGCCCGCUGCAGCGUCCUGGCCGCUGCCAACCCUGUCUAUGGCAGGUAUGAUCAAUAUAAGACCCCCAUGGAGAACAUCGGGCUGCAGGACUCCCUGCUGUCUCGUUUCGAUUUGCUCUUCAUCAUGCUGGAUCAGAUGGACCCUGAGCAUGACCGUGAGAUCUCAGAACAUGUGCUGCGCAUACACCGCUACAGGGACCCCCGCGAGCAGGAAGGAGCUGCUCUAGCUCUGGGUGGUGCAGUAGAAGCAUUGGCCACUGAGGAUCCUGAUGCAGCUCAGGAGGAAGAGGAGGAGCUACAGGUUUAUGAGAAACACAAUCCACUCCUCCAUGGCAGCAAAAAACUUAAGGGCAGAGUGGUGAGUAAGGAGUUCAUGAGGAAGUACAUCCACGUUGCCAAGACUCUGUCUCCUGUUCUGACCCAAGAGGCAGCCGAUCACAUCGCGGAAGAGUACUCACGACUGCGCAAUCAGGAACAACUUGGUUCUGACAUUGCACGGACGUCACCCGUCACUGCUAGGACCCUGGAAACUUUGAUCCGUCUGUCCACAGCUCACGCCAAAGCGCGCAUGAGCAAAGUCGUGGAGCUGGUGGACACAGAAGUUGCUGUGGAGCUUGUGCAGUUUGCCUAUUUCAAGAAGGUUCUGGAGAAGGAACGAAAGCGCUCUAGAAAUGGUGAGCAGGACACAGCCUCAGAGGAGGAGGAGGAGGAGGAGGCGGCACAAGACACACCCCGACCGCAGAGAAAAAGGAGGCGCAAUUCUGAGCGCAGGCCAUCUCAGGGUAGUGAGCCAUAUGAUCCCUAUGACUUUAGUACUGAGACCGAUAUACCACAAAUUCAGUCCCCAGCUCCUGCAAGGCAGGGUGAGGAGCUCAUGGACACACCUGUUCAGAAUGGGCACACAGAAUUGUCUGCUGACAGGCUGAAGGAGUUCAAAGGUGCAUUGCUGGAGGUGUUCCACUCUGCUCAUGCUCAGUCAGUGGGCAUGAUUGCUCUGAUGGAGGGCAUCAACAAGAGCUGCCCUUCGCCAUUUAAUGAAACGGAGGUCCGUGCCGCCCUUGCCCGCAUGCAAGAUGACAACCAGGUUAUGGUGGCCGACGACAUCAUCUUCCUUAUAUAAAGAAUCUGUUUCAGAUUAUUUGCAGUAUGUGUGCAGUGUUUAUUUUAAUAUGUUUGUACAUGCUUAUAUAGGCAUAUAUUUCUUAAAAAAAAAUCAAAUGUAUUCCAAGGUGUUUUCGUACAUUAGUCUGUUUUUAUCUUACAUUUAUUCAUGAUUACACUAUGUAAUACAAUUUUUGUUCCUGGGUAGUAACUGUUAUUUCCUAAUUGCUUAUGCCUCAAAAAUGGGGAAUUAUUCCCCACAAACUUUGCUUUUGUGACCAGGACAGUGAUAUUUAGAAAUGUACCCAUUUCCAAUGAGAAAACGGGCGAAUAUGUAUCUUUUUGUUCACAUAAAGUCAGAAAAAAACAACAUAUGAAUCCAAAAUCCUUCUUUAUCUGUGGUCCAACGAAGACACCGUCUUUGACCUUUGCCUCAGACAGCUUAGGGAAGAGGUCUUGAAGGUACUUGAAGGCUGCUGACUUCUUAUCUAGAGCUCUGACAAAUUAUUUCAUAAGGCCCAAUUUGAUGUGCAGUGGUGGCAUCAGCACCUUCCGGGGGUCCACCAGUGGCUCCUACUUGAUGUUGUUCCUCCCCACAGAGAACUCAGUCCGCUGUGGCCAGUCCCACCUGUGGUAGUGCGCCUUGGUGCCCCUGCUGUCCCAAAUGCAAAGGUAGCAGGGAAACUUGGUAAAACCGCCUUGGAGACCCAUCAGGAAUGCCACCAUUUUUAAGUCUCCUAUGACCUCCCAGCCGUACUCAUCAUACUUCAAGGCGUCCAGCAAGGUCUUGAUGCUGUUGUAAUCCUCUUUGAGGUGCACCGAGUGAGCCAGGGGAAGAGACGGGUACUUGUUACCAUUAUGGACCAGCACGGCUUUGAAUAUUACUUUAAUAUAAAUACAUGUUAAUUUGGAUUCAUAUGUUGUUUUUUCUGAUUUUAUAUAAACGAAAAGACACAAAUUAGCCUGUUUUUUCAUUGGAAAUAGGUAAAUUUCU